AUGCGCGAGUUCAUGGACUAUGUCCACGCCGCCUUCUACCAGGCCACGGGUUGGAACCGCGACAACUCGUACGCAGCGCUGAACCAGACGCCCGAUGCCUUACUAGACUUUCAGACCCCGCGCGGCCUGCGCCUCUCCCUCUCGUCCCUGGCUAGUCCGAAUUUCGCAACCUCCUAUCAGGUUGGCUCCGUUGGCAUUGUCGAUGGCUCCAUAUCCUACCUCUACUCUACGGAGCCCCUCAAUGUGCUCCUCAUGCCGACCUCCGAACAUGUGUCGCUGCCACAACUAUUACGUUCCUACCGGCCACUCGCGCCACUGCCGAUGCGAGAAGGGCCUCCGGGGACACAGACACCCUUCGACAAACCCGACUCAUCCCUACUCUAUGGACGACUUUACCUGCCGCAGUCCCUGCUCGAAGCGCUGGUUGUGAAAAGGAUAUCGCCCGCGCUGCAACUACAGAUGAGCGCCGUAUCUGGUUCGCACCUCAGAAACGGCGGCACAGCUGUUGGGUUGGCACAGUAUGACGUGGGGAGAUAUGCCUUGGAAGGACUGUACUCUUCGGACGGGGGACUCUUGGGGUUGCGCGGCAUCUGGAACUCUGGUGGCGACACAACCGACCCAGCGACUGCUGUCAAGGAGAGCGACAGGGGCAAGCCCGAGCGAGAGCGCAUCUACGGACGUUUCAGCACAGGGGGGGAGAUCUACUACGGCACGCUGAACAAGUCGGGAGGCGUCAGCCUCGGGACGAGAUUCGCAACAUUGCCAGAGCACAAGGGCACGCCAUUGUCGGCGACGCUGACGCUCAACCCCCUGAUGGGAAACAUUGCCGCCAGCUACGCGAUCGUCGCCGGGAAGCACUGCAGUCUAGCCACGCGGAUGGAGUUUAACGUUUUCAGCUACGAGAGCGCAUGGGCCGUCGGGAUGGAGCUUUGGAGGAAACCCCUGAUGCGUCCGGUAGAGGAGACCAAAUGGAUCGGGGGCCGCAGUUUCGAGGCAAAGCUGGCCUGGCGCCUCGACGAGCCAAGGGACGCUCUUCCGACGGAGGAGAGUCGGAGUGGCAACGAAGAGGAGUACGCGGGCGUCUUGAAGACGAGGCUCGAUCAGAACCUGCGAAUAGGUGUUCUCUGGGAGGGAAGGGUCAAAUCGCUCCUCUUUAGUCUGGGCAGCGGCAUCGACCUGCGGAAACUGGACAAGCCAUUUCGCACCCUUGGCCUGGAGAUACAGUUCUCAUCAUGA
This is a messenger RNA of Emericellopsis atlantica, 1236 nucleotides long. RefSeq lists its product as uncharacterized. The transcript is spliced from 2 exons. The coding region runs from base 1 to 1236 and encodes 411 amino acids. NCBI's taxonomy places the organism in Eukaryota, Fungi, Ascomycota, Sordariomycetes, Hypocreales, Bionectriaceae. Gene Ontology annotation, biological process: protein insertion into mitochondrial outer membrane; establishment of mitochondrion localization; mitochondrial outer membrane translocase complex assembly. The record is from RefSeq and is a predicted model, not a curated record. Gene Ontology annotation, cellular component: SAM complex; ERMES complex.